CAAAUUCAUCUGAAAAAGUCUUUUUGAACUAUCGGAGAUUUAUAGAGGUUUCUUAUUUUGGCUUUUACAAAAAGAAAUCUUGAAAAAUUAAAUUAUAAUCAAUUUAAAUUCACAUUAUGUCUUCCUUAAACGACAGCAACGAUGUUUAUUCUUCAACUUAUCCAAAUACAUCAGGAUUUCAAGGAACAGUUAGACCAUUUUCUUCGCCGUAUUUAAAUUUCGAUCCCGGAUAUAUUCCUCAAACGCAACCAGAAUUUAUAUUUCUGGAUGGAGCUAGUAAACAAAGAGGUCGGUUCGAGCUUGCUUUUGGUCAAAUUGGCGGAUCGUGUAUGAUAGGAGCUGCAUUAGGUGGUGCCUCUGGUUUCUAUAAUGGAUUAAAAGCUACUACAUUAGCAGGUCAGACUGGUAAACUUAGACGAACACAAUUAUUGAAUCAUAUUAUGAAAAAAGGAGGGGCUACUGCAAAUACAUUUGGAUCAGUAGCUGUAAUAUAUUCUGCUUUUGGAGUGAUUCUAUCAUGGGCUAGAGGGAAUGAUGACGACCUUAACACAGUUGUAGCAGCUACCGCAACAGGAUGUCUCUAUAAAUCAACGGCGGGACUCAAAAAAUGUGGUUUAGGAGGAGCAAUAGGAUUUGGAUUAUCAACAGCAUAUGCUCUUUGGAACAAUAGAGAAAAAUUAGCAGGAUUACGUCAAUUCAAUCCAGCGCAAAGGUAAAGCAGUAAAAUGGAUAUCAACGAAGUUCCCGAAUUCCCAUUAUUUAUUAAAAAAAUGUACAAAUUUCCAGAAUAAUUAUUUCCGCUGUAUAUAUAUAUAUAUAUAUAUAUAUUGGAAUAGAAUGUCCUCUCUAUAAAAUGUAGAAAUAUAUUUUAAUACAUUAUGAUCACUUUGUACUAAUUAAUGUUCAUGUAUAGAUGAUCAAAGUUCGGCUAAUUUCUUUUUCCAAAUAAAUUUUUGUGGACUCUAGUUACUAUCAAACAUAAAUUUUAGUCUACUUCGUUUCGAUAAAAUUGAUCGCAGAAAAUUUUGUUGAAUUGAAUUUUGCUUUAUUUGUAUUGGAGAGAGUAUUUUUCAACAUUAUUAUUAUCAUUUAGUUGAAAUUAUUUUCCAUUUUCUACAGUCAAGAAUGCUAUAUGAGAUCAGAAUAAAAACUUUUCUGAUUAUCA
Molecule: messenger RNA, 1165 nt
Organism: Diorhabda sublineata
Lineage: Eukaryota; Metazoa; Arthropoda; Insecta; Coleoptera; Chrysomelidae
Gene: Tim23
Product: mitochondrial import inner membrane translocase subunit Tim23
Exons: 5
Coding region: 117-716 (199 amino acids)
Biological process (GO): protein import into mitochondrial matrix
Cellular component (GO): mitochondrial inner membrane; TIM23 mitochondrial import inner membrane translocase complex
Molecular function (GO): transmembrane protein transporter activity
Source: RefSeq, a predicted model, not a curated record